AUGGACGGUGGUCAGCCCAGCCUCGGCUUCCUCCGCCUCCAGCGCAUGGAGGUUGUGGGCGCAGCUGUCGCUGUACGGAAUCACCAAAGUGGUGUCUGUGGCGUAGCGCAAAGACCUGAUGAGCUCCUUGGUCGUCUCGAUAUCCCCCACGCCGGUGUACACCUCGUCGUGGUUCACCGCGACGAAGUUGCUCACCCAGAUGUGCUCCAGCGCCUCGAACACGCUUAUGCGCGCUGCCGGGUUCGGCUGAAGCAUCUUCAUAAUCAGGUCCUUGGCGCAAGUGGACACCGUAUCCCACUGGUGCCCGUCGAAAUGAACGCGGUAGUGCCCACUCAGGUCGAGGGGCUGCGUCAGCAGCUCGUUAGGGCCGCACAGCGUCGAGAGGCCGAAGUCCGUCAGCUUGAUCGUCGCUGCCUCGCUUUUGUCGGUGAGUAG
This is a messenger RNA of Babesia ovata, 435 nucleotides long. Its product is annotated as translation initiation factor IF-2, putative. Bases 1 to 435 code for a protein of 144 amino acids. The transcript has 2 exons. Lineage: Eukaryota; Apicomplexa; Aconoidasida; Piroplasmida; Babesiidae. The record is from RefSeq and is a predicted model, not a curated record.